AUUUCCCUAGUUAUACUAUUUCGAUUGGACUUUUUGUCUAUAGAGAAGCAAACUUAACCUUCUCACCCUUCAGCCUACUACCAUGGUGACUUCUUUACCACAAAAUCUACAUGUUGGCUAGCCCGUGUUUUGUUUCAUAAUUAGGCGAUGGCUAUGCUAUGAAUGCUUGCCCGCUCUUCUUAAACUGGCCGUCAAGGCACGGUGGUGGAAUUUUGUCCUCUGCCCUUUUACCUCUUAACAAGACGGACGUUGCAGCCCCAACACGUGUGCACCCAAAGAACCCCAAAUCCAUUGUAUCGCUCGUGCUGAGCGCAUAUGUCCCUCGGGGUGCCACUCACAAUCCACCACACAGCAACGCUCUGAAGGCAGCGUGUGUGGCCGCAGCCAUCAGCCAGAGGACAAUUCAUGAGCAACUACAGGCUACGGGGUUGCCGGGGCGGACAAAUGCUUUCCUAAAUGCACAGGAUAAGGCUCGAGCCCUUCUUCUUGGCAUUAAGAAUGGUUCGACAUCGGUGGGCGACGGUCCCUUGUGCAAUUUAGUUAUUCGAGCGCUGUGCUCUUCCGGCGAGCGCUGGAGCAAUGUCUGGCUGCUCUACAACGAGCUCUGGCAAGCUCGAAUCCCCAUCGACCUCCUCAGCUACCGCGUGCUUUACGAUGCCGCUAUUGAGUCCCAUCACUACCUGGACGUCGUGGAGCUGCUGCGGCACUCGCAACAGCAGUACGGCACCCCUCCGCUGCAGCUCUUCUGCGCCCUCAUCAGCCGCCUCGCUGCCAGCAGCAAGCGCGGGGGUCGGGGCACCCCGGCCCUGCAGGCCGCUUAUACGAUCUGGCGGAUGCUGCGGGCCAGCAAGCUCGAGCUGGAUGCAGUUGCCUACCGCGCGGGCAUGAACCUCUGCGUCGAUCUGGGUCGGCUCGGCGAGGCGCAGCACCUGCUGCAGGCCAUGCGAACCGCGGGACACCGACCCGGCUGGGGCGCCUACCACAUCCUCAUGAAGUACCACGUUUCCCGCGGCGACAUGGACGCCGCGCGGCGGCUCUUCCGACAGCUACGCGAGUAUCACGGGGGCAAGCCGCCCGGCAUCUCAGCCUACAAUGUGCUGCUGGCGGGGUAUGUACGGCAGGGAGAUCUGACAUGUGCACGGGCCAUGCUGGAUAAGGCCCGGCGGGAGGGCGUGCCGCCGGAUGACUUCACAUACAGUUGCUUGGUGGGCGGGCUGGCGAGCGCGGGGCGGCUGGAGGAGGCGGAGGCGCUGCUUGGGGAGCUGCAGGAGGAGGGGCGGAGGCCGGAGGGCAGGGUGUACGGAGCGCUGUUGAAUGGCUGCGUCAGGGCGAAUGACUGGCCCCGUGUGGAGCGGCUGCUGGCUCGCAUGCGCAUGCAGGGGGUGCAGCCAUCCCGGGAGCACUACAACAUGCUGAUCAGGGGGCGCUGCUACUGCUCGCCGGCGGUUGGGGCGCCUGUUUCGGCUCCCGAUUCGGCCACAGGAGGCGGAGGAGCGAUGGUUGGGGAGGGGGGUGAAGGAACAGAAGGAGGUGGGGAGGCGGUGGCGUCAGGGGCAGAGCGGGGAGAAGGAGGAGGUGCAGCGGCAGUGCCAGGGGCAGGAGAAGGAGCUGCAGCGGCGGCGGCAGGAGGGACGAGAGCAGGGUUGGGGCUUGGUGCUAGGAGUCAGGGCGGGGAAGGAAGAGGAGGAGCCGUGCCAGGGCGAGUAAGUGGAAGCGGAGGCAAGGGCGGAGAAGGCAGCACACCCGGGAGCCUUGGCGCGAACCUGGGUGGGAGCGACGGCAAUUGCCUCGUCAGCCCUGAUGACGUCAGCUCUGGCGGCGGCGGCAAUGCAGCUAGCGCCGUCAGCACUGGUGGCCUCCCUAGCGGUGGCAACACCGGCGGCAGCACCGUUGACGAUGACGGCGGCGCCGAAAUCCCUUUUGCUGGCAGCAGUAGGAACCCCAGCACUGGCGGCAGCAGCAGCAGCAACAACCUAGUCCUCAACGAGGGCCCUGUACACCGUAACAACCUAAGCAGAGGCGGCAGCAGCAGCGGCGACAUCAUCAGCAGCAGCAACGGCGCUGGCAGUGACAUCAGCAGCUUCAGCAGCGCUAGCGGUAUCAGCAGCGGUAGCGGUAUAGCUCUAGGCUGGGUUGGUGGACACGUGGACGCCCUGCUGUCUGAGAUGCGUGCCGCGGGGUUACGACCCGACAUCGUGACGUACGGCACCCUCAUGCAUGCCGCCGUACGGUGGAGCAGCAUUGAGGCGGCGCUGCAGGUGCUUGCGGCCAUGCGGGUGGAUGGGGUGGCGCCGGACGGGGCGAUCUACACGGCACUGAUGAAACUGUUCAGGGCACAAGGGAGGCAGGCGCAGGCAGUCGAGUUCUUCCAGCAGCUCGCCUCCAGUCGUACUGCCGUACCCGAUAUCUGGGCACUCAACUGCCUCGCUGCCGUACACGCCAGCGGAGGCGACAUGGCGGAGGCGGAGGCGAUUGUACGACAAGCCAACCGACUAGCGGCGGACCAAGGCCGGCCGCCGCCGCCGGAGGCGACGUACGCCCUGUUACAGGGCUACGGCCGGCGGCGGGAGCUGCGGCCGGCGUUGCUGGCAUUCCGACGGUUCUUAGCGGCGGGAGGUCGGCCGCAUCGCAAGAUGUGCGAGUUUGCGUAUCGGCUGUGUUUGUCGCAGUUUGAGUUUGAGGCGGCGGGUCAGGUGCUGAGAGCGAUGCGGCUGAUGCGGUUCUUGCAGCUGCGAGAGGGGAUGUACCGCCGGGUGUGGGAGGAGGCGCAGCAGCGGUUCCAGGCCCGCCGGUCUAGCAGCAGCGUCAGCAGCAUGGGCUUCCGCAGCGUCAGCAGUAGGAGCAGUAGCAGUAGCAACGGCAGUGUUGGAAAUAGAAGCAGCAGCAGCAGGAGCGGCAAUACCGUUAGCAACAGUAGCAACAACGGUGGUGGCGGUGGCGGUGGUAGCGAGGAUGUUAACUUGGCCGCUGAGAAGUGGAAAUGGUGGUUCGGCCUGCCUAACAAGUACUACCAGAGCGAGUGGAAGUGACUUCAUGAAUGCCAGUUGUACUGACAGCCAUGAAGGUGGUGAUGUACGGCAUUGUAGUACGACAUGUCGGUACGACGUAGUGGUACGACAAAGUGGAGGAGAGAGGGCAGCGCAGGAGGGGUGUGCUGAGACAGUCUUGGACUCCAUGGGUGCUUCUUGCAUGGUAGUGAGAGAAAAGGGUGUCGGGAGGUUUUGGAAGGUGAGGUGAAGCGAGCUAGGCUUAAUACUAGGCGCGAGGCGUGGAGAGGGCAUGAGAUGGUUUGGUUGCAGGGGAUAGAUAGAUGAGGGCAGCGGGCGGGCGGAGGAUAUGGCGUGUUAGGCGGGUGGAGAAGGCGAGUGUGUGUGGGUUGGAAUGUGCGCAGAGCUUCUGCUUAGCCCUUCAUUCUGUGUGCAGGCGUCAGGAAGUUACUGUUUGCUUUCUUGAUUGGCAUCCAUUCCCCGCUGGUUGCGUCUCCAGCUGUCAUCUCAGUUUUGCGAGUUGCUGUGUGCUGCAGUUUAGGACGAGAAAGAGCUUCAGCUGAGUGUGUGGUACCGUAUAGGCGUUAUCGAGGGCAUUGUCUCGUCCGAUCCGUUACGGUAUGUGUUAUGCAAUGGAUGAGAGGGAUUAAGAACGCGAACAAACCAAGAGAAUGUAUGUUAGUCUAGCGCUGGUAGCCGUGUCUAGUAUAGACCGUUUGUAGUUUGGUCUUGAGACCAUUAUACGUAUACCGGUUCUAGUUGCUUGCAUGUGACCCGGAAUGUUUGCUUUCCCCUGUGUGCUAUCCUGGUGAGCUGAGGCGCUACCUAUCGUCAGCGAAACCAUGCAGAUGCAUAGACUCUGUGAGCGGGUUGUUGUGUAAGAGUUGGGAGUUGCCGGGGAAGCAGACCUUCGUGUGGUUCCCCGUCUAGAUGUAGUCAGAGACAGACAGACAGCUACGUACUGGUAUAGCCCUAGGCCCCUAGCUAGCCCUUGAUGUGUCGUUAGUGCGGCUUAGGUCGUUGGAGUCGGUUGUUUGAUUCGCGAGUGAUGCAGGAUCUUGGGAACGUCCGCGUGUUGCAUGCUUGAGGUGGGCGGACUAACCCGAGCAGACAGAGCCGCGCAGGCUGCUGAGCACUCGGGUGGGGGGGCCGUUCGCAAGAGACCUGUGCUGCGGUGCUGCGGUAGCCUGUGAUGACAGGAGGCUUUGGGAGUUGGGGGGUGCCUCAUCAAAGGCAUGUCAUGAACCUUAAUACAAAUCGACUUGCCAAAUCGACUUGUUGUAAGUGUUGGUUGUGCAUUAGCCGACAGCGUUGCCAUGGCGUUGGAAUUUGAAAGGGGAAAUAUGCGAACAACAAACACCAACAAUGUCACACACGCACUGCAUGUGGUUGGGUUGAGAGCCUGGCUACAGGCUUACACCACCCUUUUGUUGUAACAGUGUGCCCUUG
Molecule: messenger RNA, 4436 nt
Organism: Astrephomene gubernaculifera
Lineage: Eukaryota; Viridiplantae; Chlorophyta; Chlorophyceae; Chlamydomonadales; Astrephomenaceae
Source: the annotation of a GenBank genome assembly